Molecule: messenger RNA, 407 nt
Organism: Prunus persica (peach)
Lineage: Eukaryota; Viridiplantae; Streptophyta; Magnoliopsida; Rosales; Rosaceae
Product: protein DETOXIFICATION 45, chloroplastic
Exons: 3
Coding region: 55-351 (98 amino acids)
Cellular component (GO): chloroplast
Source: RefSeq, a predicted model, not a curated record
UUUCUUCUUGGAACAACUCUUGCUGUUCUUACUACCUUGACAUUGGGAACAUCAAUGGCUGCUCGUCAAGGUCCAGUAGCUAUGGCUGCUCAUCAGAUAUGUAUACAAGUUUGGUUGGUUGUAUCCCUUCUAACUGAUGCAAUGGCUGCAUCUGGUCAGGCCCUGAUUGCUACUUAUUUAUGUAAAGGUGAAUACAAAAUUGUGAAAGAAGUUGCUGACUCCGUGUUAAAGGGUCUAAAAGAAAUGGUUGAGUGUUUGUCUGGAACUUUGACUAAGUCAACUGAUGCUAUUGGGCAAGACGAUAUUGAAGGUCCAGGAAUGAAACCAACAAACCUCCUGAGGUUUGAAUAAGAACUCUGUUAUCUAGUAUUUACAUCAUUCUUGAACAUUGUAAUGGAGCCCAUCUG